This is a messenger RNA of Paramuricea clavata, 687 nucleotides long. NCBI's taxonomy places the organism in Eukaryota, Metazoa, Cnidaria, Anthozoa, Malacalcyonacea, Plexauridae. The record is from the annotation of a GenBank genome assembly.
AUGGUUGAUCAGAUCUUUAAAAAUGUGCCAAAUGAUUACACCCCUCCAUCAAAUUACAGCCUAGAACAGUUGGAACCAGUCAAAACAAAAGUUGGUUUGACAGUAUCUACUGCUAAGGAGAUGUGUUUGAGCACUUCGGGAGAAAACAAAGAUCCUCGAUGGUAUGUUGAACGAUCUAAAAGGGUUACUGCUUCAGUUUUUGGUAAAAUUAUCAAUCAUAGAAAGAAACACCAUCCUGCUUCACUGAUUGAAUCAAUUUUACAUAUUGAUCAUGAGAAAAGAAAAGUGCCUGCAUCUCUACAGUGGGGCCUGGAUAAUGAAAGCAAUGCAAUUGCUAAAUACCAGGAUGCAAUAUUAAAAGACAAUACUUAUGUCACAUGUUGUGGACUAGUCAUCAGUCCCAAGUGGCCAUGGCUUGGUUGUAGCCCUGAUGGAAUUGUCAUAAAGGAUGGUAUUCCAGUCGGAUGCAUUGAAGUUAAGUGUCCUUACUCAGUGAAAGAAAUGAAUGUUAAUGAAACUGCACAAUCUGUCAAAGGUUUUUAUUUAAAACAAACUGAAAGUGGUUUAAAACUUAAACUGAACCAUGCAUAUUAUUAUCAAUGUCAAGGUGUUGGCGAACUAACAGUUGGCGAAACGCCUCGUUGGCAAAACGACCGGUUACCGCGAGCACACAAUGUUGUCAAGUAA